AUGUCUUUCCGGGGCCACGAUGAAGGUGAAACUUCUACUAAAAGAGGAAACUUUGUAGAACUCUUACAAUGGUAUGCAGAUAGGGAUGAUGAAGUGAAAAAAGUUGUGCUACAAAGUGCUCCACAAAAUAACAUGAUGAUUGCUCCAAAUAUCCAAAAAGAGAUCGUGAAUGCUUGUGCGAAAGAAAUAAUGAAAGCAAUAGUUGAAGAUUUGAAUGGAGAAUAUUUUGGAAUUUUGGUUGAUGAAUCUAAGGACGUCUCUCAUAAGGAACAAAUGGCUCUUGUUCUGCGGUAUGUCAACAAAGAGGGCAAACUUAUUGAGCGAUUCCUUAGUAUUGUUCAUGUUAAAAAAACAACUUCAUCGUCGUUACAAAAAGCAAUCUAUGAUUUGCUUUUAGAGCACUCAUUGAGUCCAUCUCAAAUACGAGGACAAGGUUAUGAUGGAGCUAGUAACAUGCAAGGAGAAAUCAAUGGUCUUAAAACUUUAAUUCUGAAAGAUAAUCCUUCGGCAUAUUGUAUACAUUGCUUUGCCCAUCAAUUGCAAUUGACUCUUGUAGCCGUUGCAAAAAAACAUUUUGAUGUAGAUCAAUUUUUUGAUAUUGUUGCUAAUGUCUUGAAUAUUGUUGUAAGUUCUUUUAAGCGUAGGGAUAUGCUUCGAGAGGAUCAGGCAAAAUAA
Molecule: messenger RNA, 675 nt
Organism: Nicotiana tabacum (common tobacco)
Lineage: Eukaryota; Viridiplantae; Streptophyta; Magnoliopsida; Solanales; Solanaceae
Source: RefSeq, a predicted model, not a curated record